AUGAAAGCUAGGUACGGAUGGCUUGGGGCCGCAGGACCGUGGGAUGAGACCAUCUUCUCACAAUCCAAUAGUCAAAAGGUCACGACAACCCUUAACGUAGCAGUCGUCAGGACCUCGUCGAAAUCAAGCCUCGCCCUAAGGGGACUGGAAUUCAACCAUUUAAUCCACCAAGACACCAAGCAGCACUCGACCGUCCCCUAUACCACCCGCGAACCUCCUCCGAAUUGUGCUCCUAGUCGCCCAAUGGGCGAAUCGGUAAACACUAACUCUGCGCCAGGAAGAUAUUUGAUCACACCUGGAUUAAAUGGUAGCGUGCACCGGAAAAUGGGUGUGCAUUCAGAGACGUUUACGGGACAAGCCAACAUAUCCUUCAGGAUGCUGACUCGAGUUGUCGGUACUGCACAAUCUCAAGUUUGGCUGGGCUUUACCAAUUCUCUUCUUUCAACCCCAUCUGCCCUCGUCCGUCAGACAAGAACAUUUGCGUGUCUCUGCUCCUCCAUUUUGCCUGGUACCACGUUACGAAGGCGUCCGCUAUGCUGUAUGCCACCUACAACCUCGUCUGUGUACAGGCGUGUCGCGGGCUUUGCCUUCUAG
Protopolystoma xenopodis is the source of this 594-nucleotide messenger RNA. NCBI's taxonomy places the organism in Eukaryota, Metazoa, Platyhelminthes, Monogenea, Polystomatidea, Polystomatidae. The record is from the annotation of a GenBank genome assembly.